AUGGCUGAUCAACAAGUACCAAAACCAGUUGGCUCAAUAAGUAAACUUCAAGGAAUGUUUAACAAACCAGCUGCAGAAACAGUACCUCCAAAAGUCGUACCAAAUUUUAAAAUUGUAAAAAAAUCUGCAGCAACACCAACAUCUACCACACCACCAACAUUUACAUCUACAUCAGCAGAAGGAGCAAAUAAACCUCAAGAAACACCACAAACUUCAGCAUCAUCAUCAUCAGCAUCAUCAACUCCAUCUACAUCACCAGUAAUUACAAGUACAUCAGCACCAAAACCAUCAACUUUUAAAAUUUCACCAACUUUAAAACCAAUUGGAUCAUCUACACCCACAACAAGUACAACUCCUCCUCCUUCAGGAUUACAACAAGCAUCAAUUUCACAACCAACUACACCAGGAUUAAAACCAGCCAACAGAGUUUUUGUUAAACCAGCAGGAUCUACAUCUGCUCCAACAACUCCAUCAUUUAAAGGUGCAGCACCAAUUAGAAAAUCUCCAUCAUCAAAUGAAAAUUUAGCAGAGAUCGCAGCAACAACUACAACAUCUGCUAAUGUUGCUACAACUACAACAACAACACCAACUACAUCUACAACACCAAUUCGAAAGUCACCAUCAACCAAUGAAAAUUUAUCAACACCAUCACCAACAAGCCCAACUACAAUAUCACCAACUAAUCCACAACUUUUAGUUUAUGUAUUACCACCAAUUGCAUCAAAAGAUGAACAACAAUCAGAAGCUUCUGUAACUUCAACAAUAAGACCAAAAUCAAUUGCAAUCAAUAAUAAUAAUAAUAAUAAUAAUAAUAAUAAUAAUAACAAUAAUAAUAAUAAUAAUCAACCAACUACUUCAACUACUAAACCAAUAGUUACAAAUGAAAUUAAUGAAAUAUUAAGUAAUGAAAUAUCAAAGAAAUCAAGUAAAAAGAUACAAGAAGAAAUGAAAUCUAAAGAAUAUGUUAGAGUUUUAUCAAAUAGAAAAGGUGAUUUCUCCUCAUUAUCAGUUGUACGUGGUGAUGUUUUAGAGAUUAAAGAAAAAGGUGAAAAGGAUACUUAUUUAGGAUGUAAUGGUUAUAAAACUGCAUCGUUUUCUCUAUCAAAUACAAAAAAUCUUUAUCCAAAAGAAAAUGAACCACCAUUAGAUUCACAAAAAGUGGUUGCAAUUAAAGACAUUAGAACAAAUAAUAAUUAUACUGUUAUUAGAGGUGAUGUAUUAUGUAUAUUGGAGAAAAAACAAUCCGCAGCCACCACCACCACUACUUAUGUAGGUAGAGUUAAAGUUGGUUUAGAUGGAUGGGGUGAGAAAUUAGAAUUUCCAUCUGAUUCUGUUAGAAAUAUAACCGAGAGAGAAUAUAUUCUAUUUGGUAAUCUUUUAGAUGUUGUCAUUGAAGUCUCUGAACAAUUAAUGGAUCCAGAAUUAUUUGCAAAUAAUCAAUCAUCACCACGUUCAAAUAGUACAACAAGUUCAUUAAAAAUUUCAGAGAAACAAAUUGAAAAGAAUCAAUUAAUUCUAAGAGAUAGAGUUAAAUCAUUACAAACUGUACGUGAACAAUUAUUAAAUAGUAUAACACCAAAUCCAGAAUUAGAAGUUACACUCUAUAAAGAAAUUGAAAUUACAAGAGCUUUCCUUUCAAAUGAAUUCUAUAUUAUAAAUGAUAACGGUAAUAUUGUAACAUCAGAAAAUGAAUCGCCAAUGAAAUUAUUAAGAUAUCAUUAUCAAAUGAAUGAAAAGAAAAAUACAAAAGAUUCAUCAUCAUCUUCAUCAUCAUCUUCUUCUUCUUCCGCCUCUUCCUCCUCUUCUUCACCUUCUUCAUCAAUUUUAGCAUCAUCUGGUUCAUUUUUACAAUUAGGUUCAUCGAAUUCAUCAUCAUCAUCAUCAUCAUCGAAAUCAUUUUUACAAUUAGGAACAUCACAACCAAAUAAUACAUCAUCAUCAUCAUUAUUAAAUUUAAAUGAUCGUAGUAGUAUUAAUAAUUCUACUGAUAAUAAUGGUAAUAAUAAUGGAAUUAAAAAACAAUGGGAAUAUGGUCAAAUAAUUUGUGAUAUUAAAUUUAAUAAAUGUUCAUUACCACCAAAAAAGAAUUUCGAAUUUUAUUUUUCAUUAUAUAAUUUUUCACAAUCACGUUAUAUAACUGAACAAGUUCAAGUUGAAUGGGAAUCAGUUUUACCAUCAACAUCAUCAUCAAUUGUAUCAUUUAAAUGUAUUUUUAAAAAUAUUGAACCAUCAGAUAUUACCGAAGAUAUUUGUUUCCUUUGUAAAGUAGUUCGUAAAGGUCCAUUCAAAGAUUUAGAUGAAUCAACUCUAAAGAAAGGUACAAACGUUGAUUUUAGAAGACCUUAUGCAUUCGCUUGUAUUUCAAUACCAAAUUUAGUGGUUGAAAAUCAAAUUGCUUUAGAGAGACAAGGUGUACUUCAAUUUUAUUCAACCUCUUCAACCGAUUUAUCAAUUUCACAAAUUCCAGACUUUUUAAUGAAAAACUCGGAUGAAGAAAUUAAAAAACACUUGGAAAUGGUACCAAAGGUAACAAGUGGUUUACCUCAAUCGAUUUUACCAAUUUCAUUGAGUUUCUAUGAUAUUGGAUUCGAUGUUUUCUCAAAUAAAUUCCCACAAUUCCAAAAGAUUGUAAAAGUUGAAAAAUUAGAACAUAAACUUGUAUUUGCAGAGAAAAUUCAUAAAUUCUAUUUAACAUUGGAUAGUGGUAAAUUUACUCAAGGUAAGAAAAUGGAAGUUAUCGUUAGAGUUAGAUUGGAUGAUGGUGAAUACCUUCAAAAUUGUAUGUCUUUAGGUGAUAGUGCCAAUGGUACAUUUGUUAGUGAGAUUCGUUCAUCCACUUGUCCACUCAAUAGUAAUGGUACUACCAUUUGGAAUGAAUCAAUUCAUUUCAAUAUUUCUGAAACUCAUUUCCCAAGAGCUCAUGUUUUAUUCUUUAUUAAAAAUCGUUCAAACUCUUCAAGUAAAGAAAAGAAUUCAUUGGUUGGUUUUAGUUUCUUAAAAUUAGGUAAUGAUAAUUCAACCGUAAUUUCAAAUGGUGAUCAUUCAAUUUCAAUCUAUAAAUUAAAUUCAAUGGAUAAUUUACCACUUCAAUCAUAUAUAGAUUUAAAUAGUCAAAUUGGUAUUGGUAAUGGUGAAGGUAGUAGUGGUGGUGGUGAAUCAUCACCAACAACAUCAUCAAAGAGUGGAUUAAAUUUAAAUAAAUCUUCAUUACUUUCUUCAUCAUCAUCUUCUUCAUUAUCAUUAUCAUCAUCAUCGGUAUCAUCAUCAUCGUCAAAAGAAUCAUCAUCAUUAAAAAAAGGUGAAUCAUUAAAAGUUAAAACUUUAUUACAUUCAAGUGAUUUCAUUCAACAUUCUUCAGUUAUUCAAUUAAUUGAUUGGAAAAAUAAUAAAAAUAUAUUAUCAAAUUUAUUAGAUCGUUUCAAAUUUGUUGAUACAAUUCAAAUUAUGAGAAAUUUAAAUAAGAUUUUAGAUAGUUUACUUUCAAUUUUCGAUAUGUAUUCAAAUGAAGGUAAAGUUGGUGGUAAACCUGAUCCAAAUACUCUAAGUGUUUAUAAUACAAUCGUAUUUGUAAUGGGUUUGCUUACAGAUGAAAGAACCAAUCGUUUCAAACAUUUUAAGAGUGAAAUGGAUCGUUAUAUAAUUGAACAAUUCUCAUUUGCAACAACACAUAAACAUCUAUUGAAAUGUAUUUCCUAUUCUAUAGAGGAUAUUUCCACCAAAGAAACUGCAAAGAUUUCAAAUACUUUAAAAGCCUUGGAUUAUAUGUUCCAAUUGAUUACAAAAUCAAGAUUAGUUUAUAUUAGAGAACAACAAGCCAAACAACUCAUCGAUGAUGAAGAAACUCAAUGGAAACAAGAUUUAAGAGAUUUCUUGGCACUACUUAAUAAUUUAAUGUCAAAUAGUAAUGAGAAGCUAUUAAUUGUACCACAAACAUUUGCAUUACGUAAUUUCGCUGUAAUUAUGAAAGGUUUAAGUAACUUUUUCAAUACAACUGAACUUUGUGUAAUUUUAUCCGACUUUAUGGAAUCAGUCUACUAUAGUGAUAAGAAUUUCUAUCAAUCUAAAUUAACAAUCUAUCAUAAGAUUUUAUCAACUCAAUUACCAAUUGGACCAACAACUUAUCAACAUUUAUUACCAGCAUUAAUCUCAACCAUUGAUCAACAUUUAAAUAAAGGUGAGGAAUUAAGAUUAUCAAAUCAAUUAUUGGCAUUACUUUUAGAAGCUAUUGAAAUAUUAAAUCCAAUCGAUAGAAAUAAAGCAGUUGGUAUUAUUGCAAUUGUUUUCACAAAAAUGUUAACAUUGGCCGAUGCAUUGUUAACAACCAUUUCAAGUGAUACAACAACAUUUACAUCAAUGACAACCGAACAUACUUAUUUACUUUCAAAUUUCUAUACAAUAAUUCAUUACUUUAUUAAAUGUGGUACACCAAUUACAGGUAAUGGUCAACCAACUAAAUAUUCAAAUCAUUUUGAAAAAUAUAUUCAAGAGAAUCUAACUGAAGAGAAAACUAUUAAACCUUUCAUCAGAAAAUUCUUACGUAUUAUGGAAGGUUUUAUUGGUCGUUCCAUUUAUUCAUCAAAAUGGCCAACUCUUAAUCUUUUCCAAUAUAAUGUUACCUUAUCAGUAUUGGAAGUACUUGAACCUUAUUGUUGUAAAUAUUUCACUACUCAAUCAGAUUUAGAUGGUUGGACAUUAUUAUUUAAUGUUAAAUUUGCUUUCAUAACUUCUUCAUCAUUAAGAUUAAAUGAAAAUAGAAUUCAUCGUCUCUCUCAUAUUAAACAACAAUUAGAUGAAAUUAGAUCAUUUAUUUUAAUUUCAAUAAUUAAAUCUUGGAAUCAUUUAUUAACAAUUCAAUUACAAAAUCAAUUUAAUCAAUCAUUAUUAGUAAAUUUAUUAUAUUCUUUAUUAAAUGGUAAUAAUGAUGUUAAUGAAUUUAUUCAAAAUUUAUUUUUUAUAAUAAUUAAAAAUGAAUUUUUAGAAUAUAAAUCAUUAAAAAGAAUUGAAAGUAAAACGAUUGAAGUAUUAGAUAAAAUUACAAUUAGAGAAAGAAUUUGUGAUGAAGAUAUAUUUAAAAACUUUUUAAUUAAACGUUUAAUUGAUAGUGUAAAUGGUGGUGGUGGUAGUGGUAGUAAUGAAUUAUUAAUUAAAGAAUCAAAAUCAUUCAUUUCAAAUAUUAAUCAAUUAUUAUCAUUAUUAUUUGAAUUUAGAACUUUACCAACUGAUCGUGCCUUUGAAGAGGAGAGAACUAUUGCAACCUUAAAAAUGAUGGAAUAUUUUAAGGAUAGAAAAGAUACCUAUAUUAAAUAUCUUUACGAGUUAUUAAAUCAACAUUUAACCAAUGGUUAUUAUACAGAGGCUGGUUUUGCAAUUAUUUUACAUUCAGAUCUUUAUGAAUGGAAUACAGAACAAAUUGUACCACCCUAUACAUUGGCAUUGAAUCAACAACCAACAACAAUGCCACAAGAAUCAUCAAGUGAUCGUAAAGUACGUCUUUUGAAAAUGGCAAUUCAAUAUUUAGAUAAAGGUCAAGUUUGGGAGAGAUGUAUCACACUAUUACAAGAUUUGAAAUUACAUUAUGAACAAACCUAUAAUUUCAAAGGUUUAUCAGAGGUAUCAAUCCAAGAAGCGGAAUUCUAUGAAAAGAUUCUAAACACUGAACGUCUAUUUGCUGAAUACUUCCGUGUGGGUUAUUACGGUAAGAAAUUCCCUCUAUCAAUUCAAGGUAAGGAAUUCCUUUACAAAGGUUUUGAAUUGGAAAGAUUACCCGACUUCACCGCUAGAAUUUUAGCCAAAUUCCCAGAUGCUGAAUUAUUGAAAUCCACAAGUGAACCAACUACUGAAAUUCAAAAUUCCGAUGGUAAAUAUUUAUUAGUCACCGUUGUUAAUCCAUCCAAUUUACAAGAGGUUGAAAAGAAACAAAAAUUCAUUAUACCAGGUACACCAAAUAAUUCGAAAUCCUACUUAAAGAGAAAUGAUGUAAAUGUUUUCGUUUAUUCUAAACCUUUUGAAAAGGCUUCAGGUGCAGUAGUUUCAAAUAGUAAUAAUAAAUUUGGUGAUCUUUGGAUAAAGAAUCAUUUCCUUUUAACUGACUCUUCUUUCCCAACCAUUCAUCGUCGUGCUCAAGUAAUAAAGAAACUUCAUGUCGAUCUAUCACCAAUUGAGAAUGCCAUCAAUUCUGUCUCUUCAAAGAAUGAAGAAUUGGAUGAAAUGGUAAAGAAAUAUGAAAAAUCACCACAACUAAACUUAAAUCCUUUGGCUAUGGCUUUAAAUGGUUCAAUCGAUGCAGCUGUAAAUGGUGGUAUCUCACUUUACAAAGAAGCUUUCUAUCAAGUACCUGAACCAUAUCGUCCACAAAAACCUUUCCUCUCUAAACUCUCUUCAGAAUUAACUCGUCAAGCUAAUAUUUUAGAAUGUGGUUUAAUCAUUCACUCAAAACGUUGUCCUGAUGAAUUACGUGGUCUUCAUGAAAAAUUAGAAUCCUUUUUCCCAAAACUUCAAAGUGAAAUUGAAUCAAUUCAUAAUUUAAUUUAA
Molecule: messenger RNA, 6531 nt
Organism: Dictyostelium discoideum AX4
Lineage: Eukaryota; Evosea; Eumycetozoa; Dictyosteliales; Dictyosteliaceae
Gene: docB
Product: DOCK family protein
Exons: 3
Coding region: 1-6531 (2176 amino acids)
Biological process (GO): small GTPase-mediated signal transduction
Molecular function (GO): guanyl-nucleotide exchange factor activity
Source: RefSeq, a predicted model, not a curated record